Messenger RNA from Girardinichthys multiradiatus, 1183 nucleotides. Its product is annotated as PI-PLC X domain-containing protein 1-like. Gene Ontology annotation, molecular function: phosphoric diester hydrolase activity. Gene Ontology annotation, biological process: lipid metabolic process. The coding region runs from base 138 to 1064 and encodes 308 amino acids. Lineage: Eukaryota; Metazoa; Chordata; Actinopteri; Cyprinodontiformes; Goodeidae. The record is from RefSeq and is a predicted model, not a curated record. The transcript is spliced from 7 exons.
AAGAACAAUCCAGCUACUCGUGCAUACUAAAUUAUAGCUACACUGUCAGAUUUGACAGCUUCAAGGAGGAAGAAAGGAAUACAUUAUUUUUGCAGGGAGUCAGGUGAUGGUUGUUGGAAACUAAAGGAUAAAAAGCCAUGAGCUACUCUGACUGGAUGUCGCAAUUACCAGCUAAGCUUCACACCACCCCUCUGUACAAACUGGCCAUACCAGGAAGCCAUGACUCAAUGAGUUACGAUCUAGAUGUCAACUCCCGAAUCAUCGAGCCUAACGGACUGAAAAGAUUUAGCAGAAUUUAUUGUCUACGAAAAAUAGUGCACACAUGGGCAUCCACUCAGGAGGUGAGCAUCACUGAGCAGCUGAAUGCUGGAGUUCGCUACUUUGACCUUAGGAUCGCCCGCAAGCCAAAAGACACGGAUCCCACCAGGCUCUACUUUCACCACGGGCUGUACACUCAGACAGAUGUGGAGACGGUACUCAGGGAAAUAAACGUGUGGGCAGAAAGUCAUCUUAAAGAAAUCCUUAUCUUGUCUUUAUCCCACUUUGAGGGAUUUGACCAAACGAUUUCUGCACAACUUCACAGCCACCUCAUUAGGUUCAUCACAAACCUCUUUGGAGCCAAACUCAUCCUGAAUACGGACACUCCCACAUUGAAGACUUGCUGGAAUCAAGGCAAAAACAUAAUAGUUUCAUAUGACCAUUUGGCAUUUCAUCAGCCUCUGAUAUGGAGAAAAAUUAAAUAUUACUAUGGCAACAGUAUGGACCGUGCAAAAAUUAUUGCCAAACUCAGUCAGGAUUUGGAAAAAGAGAAGUCUCCCCAUUAUUUCUUUGUCUGUGGCUUGAAUCCAACCCUACCACAUAAUUCCAGCAUUCUCAAGUACGUCCUUCGCUUUUGUGACAACUUCACCAACGUUGUGCGGAGGGGUCUGCCAAAGAUGCUACGAUGGGUGCAACAGCAAUACAACAAGACGCCAAUGAACAUCAUCGCCUCAGACGUGGUGACUCGAAGUGAUUUCGUUGCAACAGUUGUGAAGCUCAACUUGAAAGGCGUGAAAGGACGUUGAAAACGUGUCUGUCUCUUUUAUGUUUUUGUUAGAGACCUAUGUUAAUAUUUUUUGUACAUAAACAGAAUUCAUUUCUUGUUUAUAUAUAUAUAUAUAUAUAUAUAUAUAUAUAUAUAUAU